Lethenteron reissneri (Far Eastern brook lamprey) is the source of this 2544-nucleotide messenger RNA. RefSeq lists its product as uncharacterized. Gene Ontology annotation, biological process: nucleosome assembly. Gene Ontology annotation, molecular function: structural constituent of chromatin; protein heterodimerization activity; DNA binding. Gene Ontology annotation, cellular component: nucleosome. NCBI's taxonomy places the organism in Eukaryota, Metazoa, Chordata, Hyperoartia, Petromyzontiformes, Petromyzontidae. The record is from RefSeq and is a predicted model, not a curated record.
UAAAUAUCGCAUUGUUUGCAAUGUCUUUCUUACUUUGGGACAACUAGUUGGUGACGUUCACUCAACUAUUGUAUUAUUCACUCCACGUGCAAUCUUGCAACAGAUGGCGUUCCUCUGGCGUUCGCUGCGGGUGUGCCAAUAUCAUUCCAGAGUGCUUCGAAGAAGGGCCAUUGCCCAAAACGUCGCAUAUUAUACAUGUCAAGGAAGUGUUAUUGACGACGGUGGAGGGUUUUCUUCGUCGCAGAGGUUAAAGGUGGAAGGUUUAAGGCGGAGCCAUCGCGGAGGGCAGGGGUGGUCGGUGACGUCGCCACGCUUCGGGUAUAAAGGCGGCUGCUGCUGCAAGCUGAGCGCGCAGUCUCUCGCGAGGAGCUUUGUCACAAGUAGUCGCAAUGUCUGGACGCGGUAAAGGCGGUAAGGGGCUCGGCAAGGGAGGCGCAAAACGCCAUCGCAAGGUGCUGCGCGACAACAUCCAGGGCAUCACCAAGCCCGCCAUCCGCCGCCUCGCUCGCCGCGGCGGUGUGAAGCGCAUCUCGGGCCUCAUCUACGAGGAGACCCGCGUCCUGAAGGUCUUCCUUGAGAACGUCAUCCGCGACGCCGUCACCUACACGGAGCACGCCAAGCGCAAGACCGUCACCGCCAUGGACGUGGUCUACGCCCUCAAGCGCCAGGGCCACCGCAGUGCGACUGCUGCUCCCCGGCGAGCUGGCCAAGCACCCAUGGCUCGCACCAAGCAGACGGCUCGCAAGUCCACGGGCGGCAAGGCCCCCCGCAAGCAACUCGCCACCAAGGCGGCCCGAAAGAGCGCUCCGGCCACGGGCGGCGUCAAACCUCACCGCUACAGGCCCGGCACCGUCGCUCUGCGCGAGAUCCGCCGCUACCAGAAGUCCACCGAGCUGCUCAUCCGCAAACUGCCCUUCCAGCGCCUCGUCAGGGAGAUCGCGCAGGACUUCAAGACCGACCUGCGCUUCCAGAGCUCCGCUGUCAUGGCUCUGCAGGAGGCCAGCGAAGCGUACCUUGUCGCGCUCUUCGAGGACACCAACCUGUGCGCCAUCCACGCCAAGCGCGUCACCAUCAUGCCCAAGGACAUUCAGCUCGCCCGCCGCAUUCGUGGCGAGCGCGCUUGUCCCUUAACGAUGUCUGGACGCGGCAAGACCGGUGGCAAAUCUCGCGCCAAGGCAAAGUCCCGCUCUUCCCGCGCCGGCCUGCAGUUCCCCGUGGGUCGCGUUCACAGGCUGCUCCGCAAGGGCAAUUACGCCCAGCGGGUCGGCGCUGGAGCACCCGUCUACCUGGCCGCCGUGCUCGAGUACCUUUCUGCCGAGAUCCUCGAGCUGCUCGCCGUGCGAAACGACGAGGAGCUCAACAAGCUCAUGGGCGGCGUGACUAUCGCCCAGGGCGGUGUGCUGCCCAACAUCCAGGCCGUGCUGCUGCCCAAGAAGACCUCUCAGCCCGGCCCCCUGCCCCUGCCGCCUGCGGCUACUUCAGCGCCUAAAAGCCCCAAGAAGAAGCGCGCCGCUCCAAAGGCCAAGAAGGUCGGCCCCAGCGUGUCCGAGCUCAUCCUCAAGGCUCUGGCCAGCAGCAAGGAGAGGAACGGCGUGUCUCUUCCUGCGCUCAAAAAGUCGCUUGCUGCCGGAGGAUACGACGUGGAGAAGAACAAUGCCCGCGUGAAGUUGGCCAUCAAGAAGCUCGUGGCCAAAGACGCCGUGGCGCAAGUGAAGGGCAGCGGCGCGUCUGGCUCUUUCAAACUCAACAAGGAAAAGGCUGCCGCAAAGGCGAAGCCCAAGUCGUCAACGGCAAAGCCCGCAGCUAAAAAGCCCGCGGCAGCCAAGAAGGUGAAGAAGCCCGCGGCAGCCAAGAAGACCGCGCCCAAGAAGUCUCCCAAGAAAGCAAAGAAGCCCGCGGCUGCCAAGGCGGCCAAGAGCCCCAAAAAGGUGAAGUCGGCUGUUAAGCCCAAGAAGGCGGCGAAGAGCCCAGCCAAGCCCAAGGCUGCGAAGCCCAAGGUCGCUAAGCCCAAGACCGUCAAGGCCAAGGCCGCCAAACCCAAGGUGGCCAAGCCCAAGAAGGCCGCGGCCAAGCCCAAGAAGACUGCGCCAAAAGUGAAUCCGAUGGGACGACCGACGCUCGAUUCACUCCACCUCAACGCGCGCAGUCUCUCGCGAGGAGCUUUGUCACAAGUAGUCGCAAUGUCUGGACGCGGUAAAGGCGGUAAGGGGCUCGGCAAGGGAGGCGCAAAACGCCAUCGCAAGGUGCUGCGCGACAACAUCCAGGGCAUCACCAAGCCCGCCAUCCGCCGCCUCGCUCGCCGCGGCGGUGUGAAGCGCAUCUCGGGCCUCAUCUACGAGGAGACCCGCGGCGUCCUGAAGGUCUUCCUUGAGAACGUCAUCCGCGACGCCGUCACCUACACGGAGCACGCCAAGCGCAAGACCGUCACCGCCAUGGACGUGGUCUACGCCCUCAAGCGCCAGGGCCGCACUCUCUACGGCUUCGGAGGCUGAGCGCCCAUCUCUCGCACACUAAGCCAACCCAAAGGCUCUUUUCAGAGCCACC